AUGUCUGGUUCUGAUAAGUUGUAUUGGGAUCUUGAAUUUCCACUUGAGAAUGUGAAUGUUGACAAGUUGAAACAAGUUUUCAAACUUGUGGAGAUUGAAGUUUCUGGAAUUGAGGGUUUAAAAAGUUCCAAAAGAUUGUUAAAUUUUGAAAAAGACAAAUCUUACUAUAAGAAAUAUUCUGUACCACCACGUUUUAACAGCAACAACCAAAAUAGAUGGUCGGGUGGUUAUCGGGGUGCAAAGGUUUCUGAUUCUGAAAAACAAUCAUCUUCAACAAAGAAGAUGAAUGUACCUUUGGACUUUUAUGAGAAACUUGAGAAACAAACUUCGACCCCUCCAGGGAAGAAGUAUGUUCCAAAGAAAGAACAACCAUCUGGUCAACCUCCGAAAAACGAAUUCUUUUUAUAUAAAGAGGUUGAGGAGCUCCCAAGAUCUAUCUCACGUUGGAUUAUGGAUAGCGGAGCAUCCAUGCACAUGACGGGGAGAAAAGCCCUGUUAUACGAUGUUAGAGGGUUUAACGAUGGAUACGUCGGUUUUGCUGAAUGUCUGAUCUUGAAGACUGGGUUUGUCAUCCCCGAGGAGUGGAUCAUCAUGAGAGCACCACGAGUUAGUGAUUUGUACGUGGUGGAUAUGAGCGUCGCAACGACUACCACGGGUCAAACUCAUUGCUUCAUGUCAAGAGCUACUCAAAAGGAGUCAGAAUUAUGGCACCGGAAGAUGGGCCACAUUCACCUGCGCAAGAUGAACCACCUGGUGCAUAACGAUUUGGUGAAAGGUGUUCACUUGAAGAGUUUUCAUCUUGAGGGGGAGUGUAUAAGUUGUAUAAAGGGAAAACAGCGAAAGAAAUUUCACCCUUGCAAAAAGAUGAACUCAGUCUCGAAGCUGUUGGAAAGACUUCACAUGGAUCUCUUUGGUCCUGUGAAUGUUAAGAGCAUAACGGGUUGUCUUUACUGCCUAGUAGUCACUGACGACUAUUCGAGAUUCUCGUGGGUGACGUUCUUAAAGACAAAAGACGAAACAUUUGAGAGUUUGCUGAGGUUAUUCAGGAAGAUUGAGAAUUUGUACCGAACUCGCAUACAAAGAUUAAGAAGUGACAACGGUACAGAAUUCAAAAAUAACAAAAUGGGGGAAUUUUGUGAUCGAAGAGGUAUAUUGCAAGAAUUCAGCGCGCCAUACACUCCGCAACAAAAUGGAGUCGCAGAAAGAAAGAAUAGAACGCUGAUCGAAACGGCGAGGACGAUGCUUGUUGAUUCCAAGUUACCGGUUAAUUUCUGGGCAGAAGCAGUAUCAGCCGCUUGCUAUACUCUCAACAGGUUAGAAGAAGAGCCAGAGUUCUUUGAUGAUUUGGAUAUUUUACGAGAAUAUGAAGCAUCUCAGGGAAGAUUUCCAGAAAGGUCUUCUAGACGUCAACGACAAAUUUCCAAUGAUAAUGAAGCUUGUCCAAGUAACACUGGAGAGAAUGAUGAAGUUCAGCAAACUCCGACUACUUCAGAACGCGAACCUGCUCCUGAAAAUCAGACGGUGGUCAAUGAUAAUUCAGAAUCUGAUGAUAUUCCUACUAUUGAUCAUGGUGAUUCAGAGUCUGAAGGGGAGCAAAUCCAAUCUUCAAAUCAGACAAUUCUUGAUAAUGAACAAGUUGCGGAUCAGAACGUUACUAAUUUGGAAGGCGAGGUGGAUGUUCCUGGCGAAGUUAUGCCGAGGACUCUUUCAUACCAUCCAGAGGAGUUGAUAAUAGGAGAACUGCAGUCAGGCGUUCGCACCAGAAGACAGAUUGACCAUGACCUUACUUGCUUUUAUACUAAAGUUUCUCCUUUACAAACUGAAUUUUCACUCACUUGUUUCAUUUCGCAGAUUGAGUCGAGAACCUAUAAGGAAGCACUGGCUGAAGAUUCAUGGGUCAUUGCAAUGCAAGAGGAGCUGAGUCAAUUUGAAAAGCUUGGUGUAUGGAAGCUUGUGGAUUUACCUGACGGACAUAGGAAGAUAAACACGAAGUGGGUGUUUAAGUGUAAAAGAGACGACCGAGGGGUUAUUGUGCGAAACAAAGCUCGACUCGUGGUCCAGGGUUUCAGUCAACAAGAGGGGAUAGACUUCACAGAGAUAUAUGUUGAUGACAUUAUUUUCGGGUCCACAAAUGAAGAACUCUGCAAAGGUUUUGAAAAAGUAAUGAAGCAGAAGUUCGAGAUGUCUUCAAUGGGUGAGAUGAACUUCUUCCUAGGGCUCCAGGUCGACCAAAUGCCUGAAGGAACUUUCAUACAUCAGACAAAAUACGUUCACGAUGUUCUAGAGAAAUUUGGGAUGUCCGGAACGGCACCAAUGUCCACCCCAUUAGCAACGAAUCAUGGUAUCAACCCUGAUCUCACCGGAGAGAAGGUCGACGAAACGUUAUAUCGCUCUAUGAUCGGCUCGCUAAUGUAUUUGACAGCAUCAAGGCCUGAUAUAAUGUACCCAACCUGCCUCACGGCCCGAUAUCAAUCAAGUCCUAGAGCCUCGCAUAUGUCAAUCGUCAGGAGGAUAUUACGCUACCUGAAAGGAACUCCAAGCUUGGGUUUGUGGUAUCCAAAUGAUGGUGACUUCACACUUGAAGGGUACUCUGGUUCUGACUUUGGUUGCUGCAAAGUCAAUGUAAAUCAACAACUGCAGGAUGCCAAUUUUUCGGACCCCGACUGGUCGCGUGGCAAUUUGUUGUCGAAUGCGGAGGGGAUACUUGGCGUUGAUGAGAAUACCACCGCAGAUGAUGUUGAGAAGCAGACCACACUGGUUUUAUGCAUGUCGGCGUCUGUCGGACCUUAA
Molecule: messenger RNA, 2790 nt
Organism: Helianthus annuus (common sunflower)
Lineage: Eukaryota; Viridiplantae; Streptophyta; Magnoliopsida; Asterales; Asteraceae
Exons: 8
Coding region: 1-2790 (929 amino acids)
Biological process (GO): DNA integration
Molecular function (GO): nucleic acid binding
Source: RefSeq, a predicted model, not a curated record